This is a messenger RNA of Plasmodium fragile, 1242 nucleotides long. RefSeq lists its product as uncharacterized. The record is from RefSeq and is a predicted model, not a curated record. The transcript is spliced from 2 exons. Gene Ontology annotation, biological process: sphingolipid biosynthetic process. Bases 1 to 1242 code for a protein of 413 amino acids. Gene Ontology annotation, cellular component: endoplasmic reticulum membrane. Gene Ontology annotation, molecular function: 3-dehydrosphinganine reductase activity. NCBI's taxonomy places the organism in Eukaryota, Apicomplexa, Aconoidasida, Haemosporida, Plasmodiidae.
AUGCUCGAUUACGUGAAGAAGUACAUAUACUUCGAACUGCUGCUAAUUUUGCGGGUGGUGAACUACUACGUUCCGUUAGACAGGUGCUUGAAUAUCGCAGUAAUAUCUUAUCUGACCUUUUUGGGGCUCAUUUAUUUGGCCUUUAAGUUUAGGUACCGUGGGGGUAACGGGUCGAGUAGCGUCACUUGGGCCUUUGGCGGAAAGCACGUAUGUAUAGUGGGUGGGUCCGAAGGCUUGGGUCUCUCACUGGCCAAGCGAAUCGUUCGAGAAAAGCCGCACACCCUAACUAUCAUGUCGAGGAACACCACCAAGCUUCGCACAGCUAAGGGAAUUUUACUGCAAGAACUUAAUAUACAAAAGUCCCACAAGGAUCCCCUCCAAAUAAACAUAGUUAAAUGCGACAUCGGCAUGAAGGAAUCCAUCAAUGAGGCUUUCCAAAAUAUCCGAAUGAAUAAUAGUAUAGAUAAAGAAAAGGAUCAAUGGGGAAACCAAUUGAUGGGAAGUACCCAAAUGAAUUACCCGCUCCACUCUCAUGAAGAGAAGGAUGAAACUUUAAAUGAUGUUGAUGUCCUUAUCUGCAACGCUGCCUAUGUUUGUACAGAAGAAAAUAGUAAACUUCAAAUGUACGAUUUGCUAUACACAGUAAAUACAAAUAUUUACGGGAAUAUUGAUAUCAUCUCGAGGGUGAUUACAAAAAUGAAGCAGAAUAGAAAAGGAAUCAUUUUGUUUAUUAAUUCUGAAGGAGCACUUUAUCCUGUUUAUGGUUAUUCAUAUUAUUUAAUGAGCAAAACGUCCUUGUGGACAUACACAUAUAUUUUGGAUCAGGAGUUGAAACACUAUAAUAUACAUUUUUCGAAUGCGUUUCUCCCAUCCAUUAAAACUCCUGGGUAUGCACAGGAGAAUUUAAAAAAACCUUUUGUCACGAAACGGAUUGAAGACUUAACCACCACUGUGGAUUCAGAUUAUGCGGCUGAUAAAGUAGUUCGUAAAAUUAAACAGGGGAAAAAAUUCAUAACGCUAGAUUUUAACGGAUUCAUGUUGUCUGUUUUGCACAGCGGUUAUAGGAACCCGGAGUCUUAUUUUGAUUACUUAUUUUGCGUAUCAUUCUGUGGCGUCUUUGUUUUUGUUUCUUCCCUGUACAAACUGUACAUCGAGCACAUAAUCCGAAGGAACGCCUUCCACCACCCGGAGGCAAUACGCACUGGGGGGUACCACUCCCGGGUCUUUUCCCCUUCAAUUUGA